Messenger RNA from Carassius auratus (goldfish), 7004 nucleotides. RefSeq names its product zinc finger E-box-binding homeobox 1-like. Lineage: Eukaryota; Metazoa; Chordata; Actinopteri; Cypriniformes; Cyprinidae. The coding region runs from base 1762 to 4986 and encodes 1074 amino acids. Gene Ontology annotation, biological process: regulation of transcription by RNA polymerase II; anatomical structure development. The record is from RefSeq and is a predicted model, not a curated record. Gene Ontology annotation, molecular function: RNA polymerase II cis-regulatory region sequence-specific DNA binding; DNA-binding transcription factor activity, RNA polymerase II-specific. The transcript is spliced from 8 exons.
CUGGCAGAACUUCUCGAGCCCCACAAAGUGCUGGAAAGUAGCGCCGUGUUAUAGCCCCUAUCUGGUGUACCGUUAUACCUGCCGCGCUCGCGACUCUCUCACCGCCUAGCGGCGCACAGCGCGAGCGCGGACCGUUAUACGCAGCCAGUCCCAUACAAGUGACUCUCGCUUUUGUUUCCCCUUUUAUUUGUCUUCGCCUUGAGUUCACUUUAUAAAGCCUUUGAAUUCGAAAAAUAAUAAAUAAAAUCCAUUCUAUUCGAAUCGUUUACGUUACUCCUGCUGACCGUCACUGUUGGAUUUUCCCCCUUAGAUUCGAACGAACUGAAACUUAUUUUCUCCCUCAAAAUGUACCUGUUUGGUCCGAUGCGGGUGUUUUGGUUUCACGUGAAUCAGUUUGAGCGAUUGAAGUGGUGGAAAUGCUUUCAUAAAUACAUGUUUGGGAAUAGAGCGGUUGCUUUAGAAGAUUUUGAUUUAUUUUCGUUAACAGCAAACUUUGAUAUAUGUGCAGUGGGCUGUUCCGCUGUCUGCGUGGUAGCAGGUAACGUUAGCUAGCGAGCUAGCAGAAUCCUAAGAAUAACCUUUAUUAGGAGUAUGCAUUCAUGUUAGCAACUUAGAAUAAUAUUUAUGUAUACAUGGCUUUAUAUCGCCGUUGUGACAGUUUGGCUUGUUGUGCUAUCUAUGGUAGAGCUACAAGUCUCACUUUUGUCAUAUAGCUCAUAAGAAACCUGAUCACAGCAGCACACUUGUUCUCUGUGUUGCUGCGGGAUUGGAAAACAGUGGCAUGCGUGCAGUUCGCGGUGAUGUUUGACAGGGAAGUUUCUUCUUGAAGUUUACAAAGCAAAAAAUGAGGGUGUGUUUAUGUAACAGUCCUGCCAGUCCAGGCGUCCCUGCGGGAUCGGGGCUCAGGGCUCGGGAGCACGAUGCCGGUUACAGCAACCUGUUUGUGCAGCCAGCCUGCCACAUUUCUAGUUGGGUGGUAACGCUGAAGAGAAAAGGAAAGGAAUCUGAAGGGCUGUCUGCUGCUAGAACAACUGCUGCAGCCUAUAUAAGGAAUGCGUAUACAUCCCGAGCAGCGCAGAGAGUCCUGAUAAAUCGCGCUGCUGCAGCUGGAUUUACUGCACUGACAGUUUGUUUUUGGGGACUUUAUGCAUCCGCUUUGUAAUGCACGUCCGUAGCUGUGUAGGUUUCGGGUUUAUAACAUAAAGUCGUUGCUCUUUUGAAUUCUGACGAUUUAUCUGGUAAGCCGUGUCCAGAGAUAAAGAUGUGAGCCUGAGUAAUUUUACGAAGGAAAUCGAUAGUGAGAAACAUGAGGCGUGCUUUACUUAUCGCUUGCGCGCGUGAGCUAGGAAAUAUAAACUCGAAAAAACAUUUGCGUUCGUCCAAACUGUUAGAUCAAAAGUGCACCGUUCUUCAUUUCGUCUGUUCAUCUGUUGUGUUAAGUGUCUUUAUUUUUAUUUAUUUAUUUAUUUUUUGAGAAGAGAUGAGCAAAGACACUUUUCCACAGGCUGACGCCAUGCGCGCGCCUUGUAACGUAGCGGUUCUCUCAGCAGCAUGCGCGUGUGUGAGCGACCUGUGCCUACCUGAUCGGAGGGGAGGAUAAAAAUGUCACUUAGAUUUUCUUAAAUGCCAUUUGGCCAUCUCGCUGUUGUUUUUUUGCUACCUGAAAUUGCUGACAAGGAAGGAUUCCUUCUUUUUCUCUUUCUGAGAUACAUUGUCUCAUUUUGAAAGCAGACGGGAGGCGUUUCUCGUGCGUUGCAGCAAAUGUCAACUUGUGCAGUGAGUAACUACAGUCAUGUGCUGGAGGGCCAGUCAGACUCAGAUGAUGAAGAUAAGCUUCACAUCGUGGAGGAGGAAGGGAGUCUCUUGGACGGGGCUGACUGUGACAGUGUGGCCCCUGAUGAGGACCCUAAUGGGACCGUCGACCCUGACAGUAGAUGGGAUGAUGUGAAAGAGGAGUGUGUGUCAGAUGAGGAUGAGAGGAGCAGAGAUGCUUUGGUUGAGGAGAUGCUCCAGCAAGGAGACACGACCGUCAUCUUCCCGGAGGCUCCAGAAGACGAACCGCGACAGGGCACGCCAGAAACCAGCGGACAUGAUGAAAAUGGCACGCCAGACUCAUUUUCUCAGCUUCUUACAUGUCCCUAUUGCUCUCGUGGCUACAAGCGUUACACCUCACUGAAGGAGCACAUUAAAUACAGACACGAGAAGAGCGAGGACAACUUCAGCUGCUCUCUCUGCAGCUACACAUUUGCCUAUCGAACACAGCUUGACAGACACAUGACUGCACACAAAGCUGGCCGAGAACAGCGGCAUGUUACUCAGUCAGGUGGAGGAGGGAAUCGAAAGUUUAAAUGCACUGAAUGUGGCAAAGCCUUCAAGUACAAACACCACCUGAAAGAACACCUGCGCAUCCACAGUGGAGAAAAGCCUUAUGAGUGCUCCAACUGCAAGAAGCGUUUCUCUCAUUCAGGGUCCUACAGUUCCCACAUCAGCAGUAAGAAGUGCAUUGGCCUCAUCUCAGUAAACGGGCGGCCGCAAACUUCUCCCGCCACCGGGGCUGCUAAGACCCCUCAGUGCUCUUCCCCAUCCCUGCCAACCUCUUCCCCCACGGCCCGUGUCCAAGUCAGAGACAAACUGGACAAUAGCAAACCCCUUCAGGAACAGCUUCCCUUGACACAGAUCAAGUCUGAGCCACUGGACUAUGAGUACAAGCCUGUGGUGGUGGCCCCAUCUGCUAGAGGAAUAAAUGGCAUGUUCCAGGGUGGGGCGGCAGCCCCUCUUCAGGGUGCUGUACAGGCUGUUGUGCUCCCAACAGUGGGUCUAGUAUCCCCAAUCAGCAUCAACCUGGGGGACUUACAGAACGUGCUGAAGGUGGCAGUGGAUGGGAACAUCAUCAGGCAAGUGCUGGAAAGCACGCAAGCUAAGGGGCAGCAAGCAGGGACAGGAAUCAUUGGAGCAGGAGGGGUGGGAAUUGCCCAAGCAACCCAGCAAGUCAUACAGGCCAUUAGUCUUCCCAUCUUAGAUCAGGAUGGCACUGCGAAGAUCUACAUCAACUACAGUCUUGACCCUUCACAGGCCCAAGCACUUCUUCAAAGUCCAAAGAAGGAACCUUUGGUGUUGAACACUGAAGCCUGCAAGGCACAGAAGCUGCCAGAGGACCUGACGGUCAAGACUAAUAGGGACAAAACCACCAUCACUGUGGACAAGAAAAACAUUUUACACAAUGACACAACACUUAAGCACUGUGGUAAAGAUGGACACAGGGUAAAUGGGAAAAACCUUGAUGGGAAGAUAGACUUAGAGGAAGGACUGUGUCCUGGCCAGCCUACCCUGAAGAACCUUCUCACCUUGCUCAAGGCUUACAACGAGCCCACCAAGGAGGAGCUGGCAAAGAUAUCCGAGUCUGUCAGUCUUCCAGCAGAGGUGGUGAAGAAGUGGUUUGAGAAGAUGCAGUUGGGACAGAUAUCUCUAGAUCCCUCCUCCCCCCUAGCUGAGGAUGAGCAGACCACUCCUGGGGAUUUGGAUGGGACUAGAGGUGAAUCACCCAGACCAGAGCUGGAUAAGCAAAUUAACUCAGAGGAGCAAGGAGAGAGGGAAUGCUGUAGCCCAGCUGAGGGCCUAGCAGCUAGGGAGAAUGGGAUCGAGAGUGUCCCUACAUCCCCAUCACCAUUAAACCUAUCGGCCGAUGGUCCUGUCCCAGCCAGGACUCUUGAGGAAGGCGAGGGACCUCUCGAUUUGUCGCUACCAAAAUCUGCUGCUACAGCUGCUGUGGCUAGCGGUCACGUAAACACUGUUUACUCGGCUCAAGAGGAGCCACUGAAUUUAACUUGCACAAAGGAACUGCUCAGCAAUGCAAGCACCAAUGCUGCCAUAUAUGCCAGCCAACCAAGUGCCAAUCCCAUUAACAUCGUGACCACUCAACUGCCCACCCUAUUGGCUAUCACUGACCAGGGACAAGCGCAAUGUCUCCGUGCACUUACCACCACUAAACAGACCAUCCUGAUUCCGCAGCUGACUUACAGUUACACCACUACAUCCUCCAGCCCAGCAGGGAACGACACACCACAGAAGAAUGUUAUACACGUCAAUGGCAUCAAGGAAGAGAAACAGGAAAUGGGUUCAGAGGUCACCUCAACAUUGGAAGAACAAACAGACUCAGACUCAGGGCCGACGAGGAAGAAGAUGAAAAGGACGGAGAGUGGCCUGUACGCCUGUGACCUGUGUGACAAAAUCUUCCAGAAGAGCAGUUCACUGCUCCGCCAUAAAUAUGAACACACAGGAAAAAGGCCUCAUGAAUGUGGGAUCUGCAGCAAGGCCUUCAAACACAAGCACCACCUAAUAGAACACCUGCGCCUGCACUCCGGAGAAAAGCCGUACCAAUGCGACAAGUGUGGAAAACGCUUCUCCCACUCUGGCUCCUACUCACAACACAUGAACCACCGAUACUCCUACUGUAAGAAAGAGGCUAAAGGUCAAGGUCUAGGCCAGGGAGUCGAGGAAGAGGACAAUACUGGAGAGGGGCAGCCUCAAACGGGCAGCACAGCGACCUCACCCCCUUCCCACCUGGAUUCGGAUGAGCGGGGGAGUAGUACCAGAGAGGAUGAGAGCGAGGAGGAGGAUGAUAUAGGCUCGGGGAGCUUAGUGGACGAGGAUGAGAUUCAGGUGGUCAAGAUUGGAGAGGAGGGAGAUGAAGACGACCAGGGAGCAGAUGAAGACCAGGAAGGAGAGAGGAUGGAAGGGGCGGAACAAGAAGAUGGUGACGAGGAAGGCGAGAGUGAGGAAAAUGACGGACAGACGCUGAAAGUCGUAGUAAUGCAGGAUGAAUGUGAAGACGAAAACGGAGAGGAGGAGCAAUCGGCGCAGGAGGCCAUGGACACAGGAACUCAUGAACACACGAAGGACACAACAGAAAGAGAGAACCCAGAGGAUGAUGAGAGAAGGAUUGAAAAUGAAGAAAACACAGCCACUAUGAAUGGAGACGUGAAGUGAAGUAGAAGCCACAACUGUGUUUUUACGACCCUUAUUCCUUAAGACAUUGUUUUACAAAGUUACUGAUUUGAAGGAACAAAAAGGACGUUUUCUCUCCGCAGAUGUUUCUCCGUCUUCCUGAGAACUGACUGCGUUAAGACGAGAAUGAGAUGAGGAAGAGCGCGUGACCGCUCUUACGCUGCAUUUAAACCCACUACUGUGUAUAAACCCCCAGGUGUGCCUGAUAAAUACGAAAUAGUUACUUUUUCCACAUAAAGACAAUUUCCAGUGUUUUAAGUAUAGUUUGUAUAAAUGCAAAGUUUAAUGAGCAAAACAAAAAAGAAAAUGACGCAUAUACAAACUGAAAGCGAUACACGUUUUGGCUAAUAAUGUUUUAUUACUAAAACGCCUUGGGUCAAUUUCUUUAAUCAGUAUUACUAAUUUUUUUGUCACUCUCGGUUUACCCUCAAAAACUGUACAGUUGGGAGAGAGAGAUUUCUAUACGUUUUUAUUGCCACUGAACGAAACUCAGUAUUUUCUUGCAUUUGAAAAAAAAAAAGUAUCCUGUGCACUACCAUAUUCCCAGUUUACCUACGGAACACCUAUGGCCUUGUGUUGUUUAAUGUCUACCUUCCAGUAUUAGCGCCCCAGACGUUAUUCCCCAAGCCAUGCGAAGUGCUCGCUAGCACAACAUUUGUCUCUAGUCUCUUUUCAAGAAGGACUGUGAGCCUUAAAAUGUUAAAAGAUUGAUGUGGGUAUGGUGGGAGGGCUUUAAUGAAUCCCAAAAAGCCAUGACAUUAAAGAAAAAACGUAGUAAUCCCGGACAGCUGGUUUUAGACGUUCCAGGUGCUCGCCAUCAGUCCCUUCCCCACCCAUCAUCCACCCUUAUGCAAAAACAUGCAUGUUGGAAGUGCCAUUGGACAGUGCUGUGCAGCACACUCGCGUGGGGCUCAUGCUGUCUCUUGAUUUUGGUAGCAAAAUUUUGGACCCCUUGCACCUAAACCACUAGUCCUGACUUAAGGACAAGACUGCCUCUUUUUUUUUUGAUCAAUCCAGUAAGGACUACACUGCAUCAAGAAUUCAGGAAAGACGAUCAAUGAGCAAAAAGGAGACAAAAGCAGCUCUUUUUUCAGCCUUGAAGUAUUUUUCCGCUGUUUGGUGCACUUGUUUCUCUUGUUAUCUUUAGCUGCACGAUAAUUUUUCUUCAGGUAACAAAUGUAGGCAGAUAUGAUCAAUGAAGAAUUUUUUUGUUUCCUUCCGUCAGCCUUUUUACCCAUCAGUAUUAAUUUUGUCUCGUUUGUAAUGAAGUUUUUUUUCAUUGUUGUUUGUUUCAGUGAAAAUCAUGUAAUGUUUUUUUGUUGUUGUUGUCAUUUUGUUUUUUUUUCUGUAAAGGCAGUAUUACCCCUCACAUCCUUCACCAGUAUAACUUUACAUUUUUAGUUUUAGAGACCUUUUAUAUUUAUGUGUCUUAUUUUUGUAUUUUUUCUUUAUGGUUAUUUAUUACACAAUGUAGUGUACAAUACUGUAGUUUGUAUUAAUACAAUAAUAUAUUUUAGUAUGAAGAAUAAUUUCGAAGAUAAAUGAAAUCAAAGCUGGGGAAGGAACUCUAGCAGUUCAAAGUGUUCUAAAAAAGUAUUAUUUUCAAAUUUUCAAAAUGCAUUGUUUGAAAAAACAAAAAACUCCCCUAAACUAUAUCAGAGCUGUUAGCUUUUACACAUCACUUUCAUGUUAUUGUCUCUUACCCCACUAUACUUUGAAGCUACUGAAUUGUAUGAUAUACACGCAUGAGUCCUUGCUGUUGUAUCAAAAGACUGUCCUUCGCCAUGAAACUGUGCUGCCCUUUUAAUGAAGCCAAAACAUCAUCAUUGUGUUGUUUUUUUUUUUAUUGUGCCAAUUUGUAACUCUCUUUGUCUACAUCAAGGCAAAAAAGUAUUUUAUAUGUCCCUGUUUUAACCUUUUUAGUGCUAGCUUUUUGUUUGAUUGUUUGUUUUUUUUUAAAUGACCCCCCCAUCUCACAAUAAAAUACUUCAAGAAGUCAA